AUUUUUUGCGUCGUGUUUGGAGCGCGGACCCAGAGAAUCCGAGCACCGUGCGUUUUAGGCCCCUGUAUACAGUGCCUUCCGUUCGUGAAUAUAACAGGUGCUGUUCGAAACAUUGGCAUUUUUGCAUCUUUCCUGCUGGGUGACUCCGGGACUUUCCUCCUCCCAACCGUAUACUCCUCUGUUUCGUCUGUCCGUGAAUGGGUCUUGCACCGCAAGCGUUCGUAAAAGCGCAGUGCGGCAGUCGGGGCGGCGAUUUGCGAGCCCUGAAGAUUUCCCGAAGCAAACCGUGAGAUUUGUAGAAUGAAGAACGCAAGUUGUGCCUCGUACAACGAAGUUGGGGGAGGUAACGAGAGUAAUUUUCAGGUGUGCUACCCGGGUUUCCGACACCUGGGGCUGAAGGUCGAUACGGGAGAACGGAGACCCUGAAUCACCUAGCUACCCGAGGUGUCGCUUCCUCUAUCUUCCACUGCAGAAUUAAUGGCUUCUUUGCACACGCAGCGAAAAAAGGAGACUCUACCCGAGUUGAGAAGCGAUGCUGAAACAUGCGUUCAGUUGAGUGCCACAGCGAGGACGGCAGUGUCUCACACACCGUCUCUGCAACCGGCAUCCAACACACUGGGGGGGGUUCUACUGUCACGGUUUCAGCGAACCGGCGGCAAACCCAGUGUCAUUUACCAGCCAGGAAAUGCUCCAUCCAAAUACCAUGGAGGUAACUUGAGUCAGGUGGAACAUGCGUGCCGAAGGAAGGAGGCACCUCGGAACGGCGGCAUCAAACAAAGCCACGAGUAUGCUCAAAGUGUCUCGCGGCGAGCAGACCAACUUUCGUCUAUCCCGCGUUUCGUAGCAGCGACAGCAAGUAAAUCGGGUUCCCAGUCUACCAGUCAUCCACUUUCAGGGCAAAAGGGGUCGCUCACUACAGGCCAUUUCGCUCUCCGCAGGCACAUGACAACUCCUGCGCAUCCUCGAGUUACCGGGGGAACCCCUGCGGGAGCAAUCCGACCUUCGCCAGGCACCUCGAAUCAGUUCAAAUGCACCUUCUGCGGGGUGACAUUGUUGACGAGAAAGUACUUUGCUUCAUCGUGGCCGGAGUUCAUUAUGUGCGCAAGGUGCACGGAGGUGCUACCCACGUGUCACGUAUGCCAUCGCAAGGCAGCGCGUGCGGCGUAUGCAGACGACAUCUGCUGGCUGCCCAGCAAGUUUGUGGGAAAGAAGAAGCCGACGGCCACCGGACUUCCUGAUCAGGAAAGUUCCAGGACUGGAACUGGUGGCCACCACAGGCCACCAGGUGACGUUGGGGGUCUCAAUCUUUGCAGCGAGUGCGCCUUGCUACUCCCCGUUGUCGGUGACGAGCAAGUCAGUCGACUGCUCGAAGUUGCAGUUGCCAUUCUGCGAGCGGAGGCAAACAUUUCUUUCGACGAUACUCGGGUAUUUCGCCCGACCCUAUUAGGCGAACCGGCCGCAUUGUGUACAUUCGGUGAUCACCGGAACAAAAGCGCCGCGUUCCCAUUUCCUGUUCUUGCGAUGGAUGUUGCCUCUCUAAAAACGUCGAUGCAUGCCAAGCAUUCAAUUGACGGCGGACACACCACCUUUGGACGCUGCGAAACGUUGGAAAUCACUGAGACGCAGACAAACGCCCCACGGGUCUCCAGAACCCGAGCAAUCAGACGAAUUUUAGUGGCUAAGGGGUUGCCAGAGAGUGUUUUCUUAGCGCAUUUGGCCCAUGAGUUAAUGCAUGCGUUCCUCUGGUGCUCAACGGAAGGAGGACAGACUGCACCUUCCAUUGACCUCGCUGUCGAAGAGGGCCUGUGCAACGUGAUGGCAGCUCGAGUGUUGGAGAUCCGAGACGCCCAGUUGGCAUCAAUAGAAACGCCUACUAUGGUGGAUGGACAGAGUUGUGCAUAUCCGUUUGCUAAACCGUCGAACCAGAAAGCAGCAGAAGCUCUGAGCCACGCUCACGGGUCAGGAAUGGGGGUCUCACGCACUUCUCAUCAGCAGACUGUGAAUUCUACAGAGGCGGCAGCUAAUGCGGCCCUAAUCGCUUACGAAAGGAAGGUCAUAGCGGUUCGACUUUCGUUGAUGGCUGAGGAUAAGGAUAAGGUAUACGGUGAUGGGUAUCGAGCUGUCAAGAAGGCUGCGGAGGCACUUGGCAUCAAAAGAGCCCUGCAUCUGGUGCGUACUCAGGGCACUUCUCUCGAGGUUUUUAAAAGAGCUGCGUUGGGCUCAUCGACUGUAGCGCAGACGCGCAGUAGUGAUGGUAUGACAUGUCGAAAGGGCUUCUUCAACGUGGCUGAGUGAUGAAACGAGCGAUGCCGCCAGUGAGUCCCUGUGCGGUACUACUUGUUCCCCCUCAGUGUAACGGACAGCACAGGUGCGACACGCUUGUACAGCAACACAGAAGUAAAUUGGCACAUAAGUAUAUGUGCGUAAUACACAGUCAUAAAGCAGGUUGUCACUUCGCAUGGCAUCAAGUGCAAUGAGUUUGUGUUAACAAGAAGGAAUGCCCGUUGAUGCAUGAGCAGUGUGUCGGCUUCUUGUGCCCGUCCCGCGGUCGGCCACUGGCAGUGGGUUGCCAUGCCAAUUCCUCUGUCCGUUGUUUGAAAAGCAAAUAUCCGGGCGAGAUCUGUGGAUGUACGUGCUCGCGCAAAGUGGAUAACUCUUGUUGCAGCACGUGCUCGUCUUCCAGGAGUACGGGC
This is a messenger RNA of Toxoplasma gondii ME49, 2693 nucleotides long. RefSeq lists its product as hypothetical. Lineage: Eukaryota; Apicomplexa; Conoidasida; Eucoccidiorida; Sarcocystidae. The record is from RefSeq and is a predicted model, not a curated record. The transcript has a single exon. The coding region runs from base 478 to 2295 and encodes 605 amino acids.